GACUGUAAAGAAAAAAAGUUUUCCUUUUCUGUGUUUUGGGGAGGAGGGGAGUUUAUGGGGGGAGGCUAAACGAAGCGUGAAGCAUAACAGUGAGCGGGACAAAGCCGCAGGUACCGUGAAGAGAAAGGGCAGCAGCACAAGAAGAGCAGGACGUGCUUUGGUGAGAAACUGCACGAUUUGCAUCCCAUAAAACCGAGACAAAUUGAUGUUUUCUGCUGAUGACAGGAGCCGAUUACGUGGACAAAGCCAAAAAGGAGGUGAAGUUGGGACUGCUUUUUCUUUAAAAUGCAGAGAUAAAGAGGCGUUUUGUUUUUAUCGCUCUCUUUUGGGGAGGUUCUUAUGACUGCGGAGCUACCGAAUCCCUCCAGAAUCUUUUUCUGGGAGUAAUUCGCUGACUGGGUCUCUGUCCCCUUCACUCGCUGCUGGCUCUGCCGUGGUCCUGAUCUUCCAGAGGGUGGGUGAAGGAAUUCUCUCGGGCUUCACCGUAACGCGCUUUCUGCUCGAUUUGUUUAAAAAGAGCGCGCGCAAUGCAGCCAGUCGCAAUGCUAAUGGAUGGGAAUGUGUCGAGGAUUUCUGAAAUCAGGUUUAAAUCGGCGCUGGAGGAUUGAGCGGUAAAUCGGAGUUACAGUACUGUGGGGCUUGUGGCUCUCAGCAUGAAAACCUGGUGCAGCGCCUUGGCGCUUUUCGGGUGGAUACUUGUAGCGCUAGAUGCCCAGUUCGUCUGCUGGCAAGCUCUCCUCAGAUGCCAGCAGGAGAAGGACUGUGAACUGGCGUAUAACCAGUACCUGGCCGCCUGUGAAGCUAACAUUAAAGGGAAUAGGCGACAGUGCCCGAGUCACUGCAUCAAUGCCCUGAUCAGGCUCAAUCAGACACGUAAUGGACCGGACCUGGAAACCUGUGAGUGCGGUCAGGACGCGCAGUGCCGGAGGGCGAAGAGAGCCAUCGAGCCCUGUCUGCCGCGGAGGUACCCCGGCGAUGCCGCCGGGAUUGGGUGCACCGAAGCCCGCCAGCGCUGCGAGGACGAGCCGGGCUGUCAGUCCACCCUGACAGCCUACCUCUCCAACUGCGGGCAGCUGUUCAACGGCCGGAAGUGCACCGUGAAAUGCAAGAGCACUAUCCAGCAAAUGCUGUAUAUACCCAGCGGGGUUCUUCUGAACCGCUGCGUCUGCGACGGCGUGGAGAGACCCUUCUGCGAGGUGGUGAAGGAAAACAUGGGGAAGUUGUGCUCUGUCGGCGACCACGGGGUCUCCACGUCCUACGGCGACACGGACGAUUUGUACGAGGACGAGGACUAUGAGCUGAAGGUGGACAGGGAGGAAACGGACUCGGAGUCUGCAGGCUCCUUCUCCAGGUGCUCCCGGUCAUCCCCUCUGCUUCCACUGCAGCUGUCACUGCUGCUGGCUUUGCGCUCGGCUGGAGUGUGCUAAGGACACGCAGGACGGGUCUUUCCAAAUGUAACCUGUUCUCCGCGCACGGAGAGCGGGCUGCUGUACGCGCCUGGUGUGGGGACACAGUCGUGCCGGCUGGGAUUACAGAAAUUCCGAACAGAGGGAGAGGGGAGUGACGCGACCGCUUUAUUUUCCGACACUGUUAAGGAAUUAUUGGAAAACAGGGAGUGUGUCCAGACUUGGGAAUUAAGCAGGAUUCACGGCAUUUAGGAUUGCCAGCACUGGGUCGGAUAGAGCUGUCAUGCUCCCGGAGCUUUUGGAAUAAACUGCUUUUAAGCAGCUGAAGGAUGGCAGCAAUGUCUUGAUGAGCUAUCUCUGUACCGUUCUAUCUCUCUAUCUCUGAUCGUUCACCUUGCACACGCUGAGGCUCGCUUCGGCCUCUAAUGUGCAGGAUAAAGAGAGUAUAGCCCUAUGUUCAAUCAUUAUGUUACGAUACAACUUCUAAAAGAAGUGAAUGAAAACCUUAGAAGGGCUCCGAGCUGGAGAGGAGGAUGCCAAUUAACGGACGUGUUGCUCUGACAGCCAAAUGAAACGGCGGCCUGUUUAUUUUUCCUGUAGUGGCCUUUACUGUCGGAGCUUUAUUAAGACUUUAGACAAACAUUGGAGAGUUGACAUUUCUGUUUGCUCUCCUUCUCUAGACACUCCAGUGCAGGGUAUUGUGGUGAUCACACUUCAAAUAUUUGUGGUGAACCACAAGAGAACAGGCAAGAGGGUUUGGGAUCAAGUAGUUAAAUUAACUGAAGUGCUUUCCAAAAGACCUCCUCCCCCCGCGUCCGCUCAGGCCUUUUUAUUGAAAAACACCCAUCAUUGACAAGCCCCUCUCCUCCGCCCCCUUUCGUUUAGCUUCAGGAAGGGGGUUAACUGGAAGGCUGGCGGCCCGGCCGGGAUGAGGGUGGGAAAUUGUAGGCGCUAUUGUUGUUGAAAGUUGGGAUUCUGGAAUAUUUAGCCGAGGCCACAGCGCAGAGGACGCGAGCUUUCCCUGUGCCCUCCCCCAUCUCUUUCCGAACGUGUCCUUUCAAAAACCUUAAAACUCAUCGCCACUUUCAUCUCCACGGAGAAUUUAAACCUCCGCGCCGCAGACGUGACAUUAUGACACGGGCAGUGUGGCUUUGCAGGCCGGAAGACAGUGCUGUAAAUAAGCCCACUGGACGAGUCGGGUAAACGGCCCUGGUGCUCUCAGAGGUACAUCAAUAAUCGCAAUGGUUAUUUAAAUCGACAUAUCAGUGCAAAAGAAGGCCAGUUGACAGAAACGGUUGCAUUUACAAUAUCUAGAAAGCUAUUUUCCUUAGGGGGCGUUACAGUUCUCAACAAAAAUAAUUGUAAGUGAGUCCAUGGUAUAUUUAUACCUUCAAUAAUAGCGUUUUCAAAUAAAAAAAAAACGUGUACUUUUUGUACAGUCGUAUUUGGCCUUCUGUCAUUCCAUAUAGCAUACCAUGCAUUUAAACCCAUAAAUGCAUUUAAGAUAAAGGUAUUUUUAUGUUUUAUUUUUUUAAUGAAGGAUUUUCCUAAUGAAGUUGUGAUUGGUUUAACGUAAUUUGUGAAUGUGUACAUUUGUACGUAUCUUCGUCUACAAAAUAUUUUCUGUACAGACAAAAAGAGUUAUUUAUGUGUUAUUGAGAGUAAAUCAAUAAAAUUAUGCUGUUAAUAAAUUGUGUUACAGGUUCUUUUUAAUCCAGGUUAAAGAACUGGCUACAUAUUAUGGUACACAAGUUAGUAUAAACUACGUAUGUCGUCUACUUUUAUAGCAGGCUCUUGAGAGUCGAAAGUAACAGAUUUUGGCGCUGCAGGUCGAGCUGAACUUAGAAACGGACUGCAGAAGAUUAGCAAUUAGUCACACUACCUCAAAUGCUCUAAUGAAGUAAUUGUACACACAUGCGCUUACCCCUUGAAUUGUGAAAUGGCAUAACUGUCUUUUCGGUAAAUACAGUAGGAUGGUAUUAUAGAAUCAGAAUUGGAAAAUCGGAUUGAUUUGCUAGAAAAGCGUAGCAGAAUGUGCCAUCUUGUUUUUAUCAGAGCAGUACUCUAGAAAAAUGAAAUAAUUCCCAAGUUGUGUUUUCAGUCCAUACAGUCAGUGCUCUUUACUCCUGCUGUUCUCAUACUUGUACUGUGAGCAAUAAACUUCA
Lepisosteus oculatus (spotted gar) is the source of this 3571-nucleotide messenger RNA. Its product is annotated as growth arrest-specific protein 1. Gene Ontology annotation, biological process: regulation of cell cycle. Lineage: Eukaryota; Metazoa; Chordata; Actinopteri; Semionotiformes; Lepisosteidae. The record is from RefSeq and is a predicted model, not a curated record.